UUUUCGAUAAGACGCGUAAGAACCUUUGUUACAAUUAGAUUUCGUCCGGGAGUCACAACCCUUUCUACUUUAAAACAGCCAAACUGGUACUUUAGAUUUUUAAUUUAACAAAAAAAAAAGUUUUACAAAAUGCCAGAACCCGGUCUAGUACCCGAUGGACGACCAGAAUUAUUUGAUAUCCGGGCUAUGCCUGAACAACCAAAAAUUCUUAAGCCUGGUCAGUUAGAGGAGAGUUUGAUACGGCAAUUUUUUGAAAAGGGAUACCUACUGGUGCCUAAAUUCUUCACUGAAGAAGAACUUGAACCAUGUCGAAAAGCUAUAGAAAAAAUGGUGGAUGACUUGGCCCAAAUGCUUUAUGAUGGGGGCAAGAUCAAAAACUUGUACAAGGAACAAGGCUUGUUUACAAGACUGAUCCACAUAGAAAAAGAAUUUCCUGGUGCUAACAUUAUCCUUCACAAAACAGGAAAGGCCACAGAGGCAACAGAGGCUUUUCAUAAGUUAUGGUCGAACGAACGUUUGUUGAAUGUGGUGGAACAGCUGAUUGGACCAGAGGUCAUGGGUCACCCUAAUUGGUGUCUUAGAACAAAGACUCCUCAGAAUGAGGCUACAACUGUCCCUUGGCACCAAGAUGCGGCGUAUUUAGAAAAUGAAGCGUACAGUGUCCUAUAUCCAGUGGCCUGGAUUCCUAUGUUGGAUACAAAUGAGGAAAACGGAUGCAUGGAGGUAAUUCCAGGUGGCCACCUAGCGGGCAAAGUUGCCAGACACACCUGUUGCUGGGGAGACACCUGGUAUAUUGUAGUCGACGAAGAGCAUGCUGCAAAAACGUUAAAUGUUGACUUUGAAAAAGAUAAAGUACUUUGUCCAGUACCCUAUGGUGGAAUGUUGCUUAUCAAUACCCUUAUACCCCAUAGGAGCCUCAACAAUACUUCUGACGUCAUUCGCUGGAGUCUGGACUUCCGUUUUGCGAAUCCAGAAAAACCGUUGGGCUUCUAUGGGUUAAAGCAGGGCGUCUUGAUGAGGUCUGAGAAAAAUCCUGUGGAGAAAAUUGACUGGGAUUCUUUUAACAGCGUCAAUAGGAUCAAUGAAGCUUCUAAAUACUGCAAGGAUGAAGCUGAAGAUGACCCUUUUGACACCACUGUGGUUGGACCGUGGAUGUUUAAGUGGGAGAUGACCCACACAAAUCGCCACACAGAGAAACUUUUAUCGCAAAAAAUUAUUCCCGCGGAUAGUUCUUAAAAUUUUUAUAUUCCUAAUGUGAUAUUUAACAUUCAUAUAUUAUUAUAACUUCCGUUGACUUGAUGAGUUUCUUUUUUGCUAGUUCAGAAUAAUUUCCUUAAGAAAGAUAUUUUAUUUGCCGAGUGUUAAGAUGUAUCUUCAACGUUACCAUAGUUUGUACAUAAAUGUAGGCCUAUUAAAAGAAAGAAAAAAAAGCAUGUUUGUGUUUGUCUCUUAUAUAUACAUAUAUAUAUAUAUAUAUAUAUAUAUAUAUAUAUAUAUAUAUAUAUAUAUAUAUAUAUAUAUAUAUCUCACACCCUUCGCAACAAUAAACUCCUGCCCCAGUGACGCUGCGAAAAAAGCCAGAACUGUUAA
Molecule: messenger RNA, 1590 nt
Organism: Physella acuta
Lineage: Eukaryota; Metazoa; Mollusca; Gastropoda; Physidae
Product: phytanoyl-CoA dioxygenase domain-containing protein 1
Source: RefSeq, a predicted model, not a curated record